Messenger RNA from Maudiozyma barnettii, 1251 nucleotides. It is a transcript of the gene MRL1, whose product is annotated as Mrl1p. The coding region runs from base 1 to 1251 and encodes 416 amino acids. The transcript has a single exon. The record is from RefSeq and is a predicted model, not a curated record. Gene Ontology annotation, biological process: vacuolar transport. NCBI's taxonomy places the organism in Eukaryota, Fungi, Ascomycota, Saccharomycetes, Saccharomycetales, Saccharomycetaceae.
AUGAUCUGGUAUAUAAGGUUAUACACCCUACUACCACUGCUGCUCAUAAGUACAGAGCUUAUUCAAUGCCAAAAAGAUAAUAAUAUAGGUAAGGACCCUAAUAACGACUUAUUCUGUGCAGUAUUGAACCCUCACACAGGCCAAUAUAUAGAUCUUUCUCAGUUGUCGCCGACUCCUAAUGAAGUGAUGGAUCCAAAGAAGAGACGUAAAGAGUCUUCAAAGAUGAAAUGGUUGGUUAAAGGGUGGGGUGAUGACAAAGAUAAAAAUUUCACAUUAAGUAUAUGUUCUAGUCCGAUUAGUGAUGACAAUUCAAACAAUAAUAUCCCAUCAAUGGGCCAGUUGACCAAUUUUACAGGAGCAUAUUAUACCGAACGUACAAAGAGUCAUAACUCAGGAGAUCAGGAUAAUGAUGAUGAUACUUAUAUUGAAAUACUUAGCUCUAUUGGAGAUUUUAGUGUUAAACCACAGUUACAUAAUGUGAACAAUAGAAAAUUAAUCUUAAAAUAUGAAAAUGGUAGUUAUUGUCCCGAUGGUCACUAUAAGAAAUCUUCAUUAUUAAAUUUUGUAUGUGAUCGAGAGAUUACCACCAAGGCGCAAAUCAGUUACAUUGGUAAUUUAAACAAUUGUGCAUAUUUUUUUGAAGUACGAAGUGUGUAUGCAUGUCCAACAUCAAACAAGACCAACGAGAUAAAUGUAGUAGGAAUAUUUGUCGGGAUCGGUAUUGUAUUUAUCUUAGUACAAUAUUUAAGGCGUAGUAUGCAAAGACGUAUCAUGUUAAAGGAUAACAAUACAAGUUCUUUGGAUAGAGACAAUAAUAACACUAUCAGGGAUAAUAGUUAUUUUGGAGGAGGUGCUACUAUAGACAGAUCAUCUUCACAAAUUGGAUUGGAUCAACCUAAUUGGGAAUUUUUUGAUAAUAGAUCAAUAUUAACUAAAUUUCUAAAUGUUGCACAACGUAGUAUACGAACAAUAGUAUCUCCCAUUGCUCAAGCAUUAGAUAACAAUAAAAGACGACAUACCAGAAAUGGUGGAGGUAAUUCUAACGGAAGUUCUAGACCAAUAAGAUUAUAUUCAUCACCAUUUGCAAGUAAUAGUCAAACCUCGUUUUUAAGAGAUAUGGAGAUACAGAACAAUAUAUUAGAUAGUUUAGAAGUAACAAGUGAAACUACUACUAAUGGAAAUAGUGUGGAUUCUACUGCAGAUGAUAACAACAACAACAACAGUAGUAAUUCAUAUAAUGAUAAUCUAUAA